CUUAAAUUCUAUUUUCUACACGAUUGUAUUGUAAAUUAUUAACGAAAAGAUUCUAAGAAUACAGAUAAAAUAUAUUUGGUGAAUAUACUUCGAAAUGUCGAGCGUUGAACGAAUUGUGACGUGUUAGUAACCUAGUGGCCGGUUUUCCCAAAAUUUAGUUUCUAAUUACCGAGUGUACUUAAAUGCCUUGUUUUCCUUCGAAUUAUUGAAAAUUUGAAUUAUCGAGAGGCGACUGUUGAGCGUCUGUAAUUCACCAGUACUCAACCGGGCAUACUCGGUUUCUUAUCACUAGUCACCUAUCUUUGUUCACCCAACUUCACACACGUUAAAUAAUGUGAACAGCGCGAAUGAUACCGAAUGACAAAUCAAUAAACUCGUACGGUUGUACGACUACCGGGCUAGUAUAUUAUAUUAAAUAUUAGUAAAAUAGUAACAAAGUUCAUUCCCGAGACCAAGACGAGCGAUUCGAUCGGCCGUAAGAUUUUAUUAAAGUCUUCAACGACCAACCCUUUAUUCAACCCCCUACUGUCUUUGUCUGUAUAUGAUUUAGUUUACUCGCACAGCUACUACUGCAUGACUGCGAUAAACGCACACGGCACCCACAGACGACUGAUGUUAUAUUCAAAGGAAAAACAAAUUUUCGUCAAAGGUACCGUGUCGGCGGUCACGAACAACGUUGCCGUGAACGUGUCCAAGUAUCAAAAAACGUUGCACGGUUUUGCCGUCAUUGACCGGCAAACAGUUCACGUGGUGGGUACAGAAAAUGCCGUGGAUGAUGCAGCCGAUGUUCCGCAGCAUUGUCUCGACACGAAGACCGACGUCACCCAAGUACUCUGGUGUACACUUGGCUACAUAAAUUGCUUAGUUGUCACUUGUUCAGAAGGUUUGAUCAUUUAUGAUUGCGACAAACAGUUCAAACGCAUAUACACACACAACUGUGAGGACAAAAACAUGAAGGAGAAAUACGCAAAAGGGAUAGCUGCAUUCGAGUGCACUUACCUGUGUGUCGGGAACAGUAACGGAUCAAUCAGAGUGUUCGGACCAGAUGAAGACGGACAAGUGGUGUUUUUAGACCGAAAGCUGUUCCACGGGGCUCCUAUCACUGACAUGUCAUCUUACAAACAUAAUUUGGUGUCCUGUGACGAGUCCGGUUGUACAGUACUUUCACAAAUUGAUUGUGGAGAAUUGAUGAUCAUUGCUCGAUCAAAAAUGUUUGGGGGACAUCCGUGCACUACGACAGAAAUGACUAGAGUCGGACUAAUGGCCGUAGGUUAUGGAUGUGGAACAAUUCGUAUGUUUGAUCCAGCUGUCAAAAUUAUAAACGGAGAUGCAGAAGAUCAGCUACCAAUGAUAGUCCAGAUAUCAGCACACGCUAGAUGCAUUACAUCAAUGUCGGCAGCUAAAGAUGCAGAUUUGUUGUUGAGUGUAUCUGAAGACUCGUGGAUUAGAGUGUGGAAAAUAAGUUCUACAGUAAUAAUAAUGAACAGAAACAUAUUUUGCAAAUUACCUAUGUUAGCUACUAUUUUACCAUUUCAGACAAUUACAUUAGUAUAUUGCUACAUGAAAGAAGAUACCAUGUUUGUAGGAUGCCAAUUCAUUACGAGAAAUGGAUCAAAAUUCUGUACUACUGCAUAUGAUUCACAAUAUAUAACAUGCUACACAGUAAACCAAUUGUAGGAUAUGUAACUUUAUUUAAAAAAAAAUUAAAUUAAUGUAAUUGUGGUAAAAAAAUUGAAUUUAAAACAAGACAUUGUAUUUAUAUUGUAUAAGUGGAGGGCUUAAAUAAUAAUAAAAAAAAUACAUCAGAUAUUAUGAAUAUAUAAUUUUAGUAACUUCAACAUUAUUCUGGAUGUUUCUAUUUCGGAUAACAGAUAGGAUAUCCUUAAUACAAGUUAAAAAGCCUAAUUAUUACAUACAGAAGGUCAGCCUAAAAAAAAAAAAA
Molecule: messenger RNA, 1942 nt
Organism: Acyrthosiphon pisum (pea aphid)
Lineage: Eukaryota; Metazoa; Arthropoda; Insecta; Hemiptera; Aphididae
Product: WD repeat-containing protein 54
Exons: 5
Coding region: 574-1677 (367 amino acids)
Molecular function (GO): protein binding
Source: RefSeq, a predicted model, not a curated record